CUUUGCUUGGUUGCUGAGAGGCGGGGCUCCUCGACUGCUCCGGAGGUAGCGGCCGCCGUGAGGAGAGCCAUGAAUCAGGCAGUCAAGGUUUUACAGCUGUUUAAAACACUGCACAGGACCAGACAACAAGUUUUUAAAAAUGAUUCCAGAGCAUUAGAAGCAGCCAGAAUAAAGAUAAAUGAAGAAUUCAAAAAUAAUAAAAGUGAAACUUCUCCUAAGAAAAUAGAAGAGCUAAUGAAAAUAGGUUCUGAUGUUGAAUUGCUACUCAGAACAUCUGUUAUACAAGGUAUUCACACUGGCCACAAUACACUGAAACUGGUCCCUAGGAAAGACCUUCUUAUAGAAAAUGUGCCAUAUUGUGACACACCAACUCGGAAGCAAUGAGUUUUCUAGGAUAAAAUAAGUCUUUGCACUUUUUAACUUUAAAAUCUGUAACACUGGCAAAAUCCUGGGAAUGUAGACAUCUUUCUCUGAACUGGCAUAUUGAAGAUGAAUGAAUUACAGAAUAACUUUAUAUUUAAAUUUCAUGUUGAAAGGUCAUUACUGAGAACUGAAGAACAUAAUUAAGUAUUUCUAAAGGAAAUAAGGAAACAUUUCAUUUUGUUUGAAAAUCAAAUGCCAUAAAGCAAAAUAAAUGCUUAGGGAGAUACAUUCACUUCUCUCUGACCUUGAUGAAUAUUUGGUCUUGCCAUAGCUAUUUGAGAAUGUGGUGUUUUUACAAGUUGGUGAGAUUUUUUCCCAUAUGAAAUGCAAUUAUUAGAUUUAAAUUAUUAGAUGAAAAUGAUAUUUAGUCCUGAAAAAUAUUAAAUUGU
Saimiri boliviensis boliviensis (Bolivian squirrel monkey) is the source of this 812-nucleotide messenger RNA. RefSeq names its product LYR motif containing 7 (gene LYRM7). Gene Ontology annotation, biological process: mitochondrial respiratory chain complex III assembly. NCBI's taxonomy places the organism in Eukaryota, Metazoa, Chordata, Mammalia, Primates, Cebidae. The record is from RefSeq and is a predicted model, not a curated record. Gene Ontology annotation, molecular function: protein folding chaperone. Gene Ontology annotation, cellular component: mitochondrial matrix.